AUGGUUCUAAUCUAUGUUAAAUCUGGUGAAUGGAUGUGUAGUUGCAGCGACCAGUGGAGUUUCAUGGUAGACAAAGCAAGGCGUGGUCGAAUGAUACCAUUAGAGACUACUACUUUGUUGGAGCACCUCAAGAUCAUGGUGUGUGAGGAUUAUGGCGUGGAACCUGAUUCCGUUAAUGCAGAGUUCAGCUAUGAGAUGGUGGAUCAAAGAGGGAAUCCUCCCAUAAUAAUCAGCAAUGAUCGACAAGUAUCUAACUUUGUGGCCUAUGCGAAGAAGGGUUCGUCUACAACCUUGUGUGUCACGUUCGCUAGUAGCGGUGUAAAUCAAAAGGAACGCGUCAAUAUCGAUUUGAAUAAGGAGCCGUGUGAUUCAAGUAAUGUUGAUGACGAGGAAGAUCCUGACAGAAAUCGAGCAGAGUUUGUCAAAACUUCAAAGGAGUCUUGCGUUAGAAGGAAGGAUCAUGUCGCUGCGGAUGCUUGCGGUGAUGCCGGUUUAAGGAGUGAAAAUAAUGGAGAUAGUGAAAAGGAUGAUCGAACUUGGAGCGGAGAUUUCGUGAAGAAGAAUCAAAUUUUCAGAAAUAAAAAGGUUUUGAAGGCAACACUGGAGAUUUGGGCGAUGAAGCAUAAUUUCGAUUUCAUUGUUAAGAAGUCUACAAAAAAAUGGUGGUAUAUUCGAUGUAAGGAUGCAUUGUGCAACUGGUCUGUGCGUGCGGAAUGUCUGGAUGGGUCUACAUAUUUCAUGAUCAACAAGUGUGAGGCAAGACAUUCAUGUGCUCCUUCAAAGAAAAGCAAAUUCGGAAAGACCGCGUCGGCAAGAACAAUUGGGAGACUGAUACAACAUCGAUUUGAUGAUGCAAAUGAUGGACCCAAAGCAAACGAGAUCAUUAAAUUCAUGAGAAUGGAGCAUAGUUGUGAGAUCAGUUAUUGGCACGCAUGGGAAGUUCGUGAGUUUGCAAUUGCAGCUGCUAGAGUUAGAGGGUUCUACAAUGCAAUGCGUAGGGUGAUUGUUGUCGAUGGAACUUUUCUGAAAAAUAAAUACAAAGGAGUUCUCCUUGUUGCUACUGCUGUUGAUGGUAACUCUAAUUUGUAUCCGAUUGCAUUUGGGGUUGUUGAUUCUGAUUCAUGGGGGUGGUUCUUUAGACAGUUGAGCGUGGUUGUAGCUGACUCCAAGGACUUGGCUUUUAUUUCUGAUAGAAAUGCAUCGAUCGCUAAAGCGAUUGGGACUGUCUACCCUCAAUCAACACAUGGAAUUUGCAUUCAUCACUUGCUGACCAAUGUGGUUAAAUCGUUUAAGGGAAAGGGUUGGACAGCGUUGGUCGAACAGGCUUCAAAGGCAUAUAGGUACUCUGAAUUUCAGGAACGUAUGACCGAAAUUUUUGAUAUGAGUCCAGAGCUCGGGAGAUAUCUACAGGAGGCUGAUGUGCGAAAAUGGAGUCGUUCUCUCUUCCCUAGUUCCAGGUAUGACAUUAGGACCACAAACCCCGCAGAGUCGAUAAAUUCUCUUUUGAGAAUACCUAGAGAAUAUCCGGUUAUUCCGUUGCUGGAUAGUAUAAGGGAAUUUAUGACUCGAUGGUUCUACGAGCGUCACCUGUUAAGCUCGAAGCAUCUUGAUCCUUUAACCGUCAAGGUCGAAAAAAAGAUUGAUAGGAGAAUUGUCAAGGCAAAAGGAUUUCAGGUUUACAAGAUUGACAACUUCAGAUCGCUUGUGAAAGGAGACAUAUAUGAAUGUCAUGUUGAUUUGGAGAAUAGAACAUGCACAUGUGGGAAGUACGAUAUAGGAAAAAUACCUUGCCGACACGCCAUUCCUGCCAUUUAUUCACGAGGUAGAGAAGUACACACUUUCACUGACGUUUUAUACACAACUGCAACUUGGAGAACAGCCUAUUCGGAGUCCAUUAAUCCAAUAGCAGUCCCACAGUCUGAGUGGAAUGUCCCAGCUGAGGUUGACUUUGCAAAACUUUUACCACCAGAGUCAAGAAAGAGUGCUGGUCGACCAGUAAAGAGAAGGUAUGAAACAGUAGAAGACAAGAUCAAAUCUUCUCAAGGAUCAAGCAAGGGUAAAAAGCACAAGUGCAGCCGUUGUGGUAACGAAGGACACAAGAGAGGAACUUGCGAUUUACCCAGUUAG
Messenger RNA from Raphanus sativus (radish), 2127 nucleotides. RefSeq lists its product as uncharacterized. The coding region runs from base 1 to 2127 and encodes 708 amino acids. Gene Ontology annotation, molecular function: zinc ion binding. The transcript is spliced from 3 exons. Lineage: Eukaryota; Viridiplantae; Streptophyta; Magnoliopsida; Brassicales; Brassicaceae. The record is from RefSeq and is a predicted model, not a curated record.